UUUACCUCCAUCUCAUCCCAAGAGCCAUGGAGCGAUGGCGCAGCAGGGCAUUAGGGAAAUCUUUGCGCGGCAGCGGCAGUGGUGGCAGCGAUGGAGGUGGAUCUCACCGACAUGGACGUCUCGGACAACGAAGGCGAAGGGCCUGAAUCCAGCGGCGCGCUUGGGGUUGCAUCGUCAACGCUCAAGCCGGUAGUGGAGCUCGUCAUGGCGCCCGUGGAGGCGCUGGAAUCCGUGAAUUCGGCGUCCACGUCGGGGAAAUCCAAGGAUGGGACGCCGUCGCAGAAGGAGAUUCUUGUGGAGGUGAAGAGCCAGGAGAAUCGAGACGAUGAUUCUUCGCUGAGGCCGGUCGUGGUGGAUUUGCAGCAGAUGAAGCCCUUGCCGUAUCGAGGAGGAUUUUUGGACAAGAGAAAUGGCACCAAGUACCUCCAUGCUGGAAUGCAGACGGACAGAAAGCCAAAGCCCAAGAAGAACAUCCAAAUGUUUAGCCGAACCACUCAGAAGUGCUUGAUGAGGAACCAAAACUGGAACACUAUCCGGGAGACCUUCACUCAGAUGGAUCGCAGGGACCUUAUUCUGGACUGGAGCAGAGACUAUGCUCGUGUUCCGGGGAGAUACGUUGAUUCUGUUGAAUGGGAACAGAUUCGUCGUCGGGCUUCCAUCGUUAUUCAAAAGUACACUCGGAGGUGGAUCGCCCAACGAAACGCUGACAGGAUACGAGGGUUUGUCAAGUCCAGGCUUGAGUUUUUCGAAGACCAAGAGAAGACUCAGAAGGUCCAAGAAGAAGACGCUUUGCAGCGUGAAAUUGAGAGAAGAAUGUGUCCACGGACUAGUGCAGACUUUGCCAUCCUCUAUGAGGAGCUCGAGGCUUGGAGAGUCCAGGAAAUGGAGAAGCUUAAUGCAUGCAAUUAUGGCUACAAUGAACGGGUGAACGCACUCCGGGAGCUCUUAACUAAGGAAUUGAAGCUCUUGACUGCAAUUGAUAAGCUGAGAGCUACUGCCGCCAAGGCAAAUCGAAAGGAUCGGAUCAAAAGAACCAUGCUAAAGAUGUGUGCUCCCAAAGUCUGGGAACUCACUAAUGGCAAGACUGUGCAAGUUCGGACUCCUGCUACAGCUCGUGCGUCGGACUUGAUGCAUCUUUACACAGCUCUAGGAAAGGAGGUCACUAACAUCGACGAGAGAAUGGCUGUCCUUGGAUACGUCAAGUGGACUGUCCAAGAGUUUACGAAUCCUCUCACGAAGGAGAUUUUGCUACUGAUAGAGAGAGAGGCGGACCUUAUGUAUAGGAACCGGCCAGCGAAGUCGCUUGCUGGUCUCCGGCAUCGCAUUCUCGCACUCUUUCUUCACUUUAUCGAGACCCCCGAGUUUAGUCCAGAAGCAGCCGCACACCAGUACGUCCACAACGACUAUGAUUUCAAGCAGAAGCAAUCCAUGCUCCGGAGGGAUCAACCGUUAGAGGUGAGCCAAAAAGCCUCGUAGACACUGCCUUGAAGGAGCUGGAAGUUCUUCGUCUCCGGCCACGCGGUAGCUAUUUCUCUAUCAACUGGUUCAGGGUCUCCAUGACAAAGUCAGUAAAGGCACGCUGUUCUCGGGCUUCUCGAAGCACAGCCAGGGCGCUCAGCCGGGUGAAAAUCUCACGCUGGAACUCGAGCUCGAUCUGGGACAACGAGGGAUCUGGAAUGGCAGCGACGCCAGAAGGCCAGCAGCAGCGAUCAAGGCAUGUUGGUCGCCAAGAAAGUGGAAAAAGGGAAGAAGAGUACGUAGCGCCGCCAUUAGAUCUAUACGUUGGAUAAAUCUUACAAGUUAGUUGAUAAAGUACUUCAGCUGAAAAUCUUUACCAUAGAAAACAAGCAGAGAUGUCGAUUUCGGUUUGUAGCUCGCCAUUGCCGCCUCACUUCCUUGCAAACAAAACCAAAACUUAUAGAAA
Messenger RNA from Selaginella moellendorffii, 1924 nucleotides. RefSeq names its product IQ and ubiquitin-like domain-containing protein. The transcript has 7 exons. Lineage: Eukaryota; Viridiplantae; Streptophyta; Lycopodiopsida; Selaginellales; Selaginellaceae. The coding region runs from base 91 to 1476 and encodes 461 amino acids. The record is from RefSeq and is a predicted model, not a curated record. Gene Ontology annotation, molecular function: protein binding.